AAUUCACUUAAUGGCAGCAAUAGCAAUCAACGAAUGAGUUUAUUUUUUUUGUAAGAACAUCUAUUUCUAUCUGUUGAAAUCUGAUAAAGUACACACGAAGCAUGAAUUUACAAGAGUUUUGAAACAAAUCUAUAUUUUAGUGUGAAAUAUGACACGUACAAACAUCAUCUAGAAAUGUUACUAAUAUUCCCAAAUGCGAUAACUUUCCACUUGCAUUUAAUUUUGAUUCGUUCUAGGAAAUAGGUACAUUCACUUUGUAUAUUUAACGACUUGGGAUUAUGGCUGCAACGUUUUCUUGCCGUUUGUGUUAAUGUUAUUGUGUUCUCAAAAUGGAGGUUAUUCUAAUUUUGACCAUGGUAACGUUUGGAUUGGCGUAUGACAAAGCUUCAUUUUAUGGGGCGAGCUAUAUUUCAUAUCCACUUCAAGAGGCCAAAGGAAUUACUGACAUUAAUUUUCGAUUUCGAACUCAUCUUUCUGAUGCGCUAUUGCUGCUUGCAGCUGGAAAGACUGACUAUUGUAUGAUACGUCUUGAGAAAGGAAGACUAAAAUUGAACAUAAAUCUUGGUGGAGGAGAAAGUGAACUAUUUUCGCCCAGAGGAACUCUAAAUGACAGCCAAUGGCACCAUGUCAAUAUUAUUCGCCGGGAGGCUAAUCUCACCAUGAAGAUUGAUGACAGUGUUGUAAGGAAGAGAUUUCCUGGAAGAUUUUUUGAAUUAAACAUUCAUUUUGGUAUAUUUCUCGGAGGUCAGGGUGAUUUCUCUGAAUUAUUUUUGGGUCAUAUGGAAAACUUUCGUGGCUGCAUGGAAGAUGUAUAUUACAAUGGGGUAAAAAUUAUAGAGAAGGCUAGAAGCCGCUCUGGGUCUGUACGUGUCGAGGGUGUUACAUGGAAUUGUGCUCCUGAAUUUGAUGCUGAUAUCAACUCAGACAUUAGUUUCAUUGAUGAAGGAGCUUACUUGAUACUACCCAAGAUAAAUUCCAGAGCGGGUGGACGGUGGCAAAUUGAAUUCAAAACAAUUGCUCAAAAUGCCAUAGUUCUGUAUAAUGCUGGUGGCGGUCGUUCCGAUUUUUUGGCUGUUGAAAUUCUGGAAGGUGCAGUAAGAGUCAAAAUGGCAUGUGGACAAAUACUUCACACUAUGCGAGUUAACGAUGGACAGUGGCAUAAACUUCAUUUGUUGUUCAACCCUUCACUUAUUGAGUUAUCUGUGGAUAAUAUCGCAAUGAGCACCCGUAUCGAAAGUGGCGGUACGAGGUAUUUAGAUCUAUCCGAUUCUUUCUAUCUUGGAGGUAUUGAAAACGAGAAACGACAGAGAGCAUUCGCUAAAGGAAUCAAAGCUGCUGACUCGAGUAUUAUGGGCUGUAUAAAACCAAUAGAAGUUGAUGAUAAAGUAUUUGGUUUACCCAGUGCAGUAGUAACAUAUGGUGUAAGCCCUAAAUGCGUAUGGUACUAUCCGUGCCAUGCAAACCCAGGGAACCCUCCUUGUGUGGUCCAAGCUGUGUGUGAACAGCAUGGUGUUGAUGAUUUCACUUGUAAAUGUGAUUCAGACCUGUGCAUAAGCCCUGAUUAUGCUGAAAAGUACAAGGUAUUCUCAAAGUCGAGUAGCGAACUUGAACUAGUAGCCCUAUACCCCCUUACUGUUCAAGAAGGCGGCGUGGCAGUUGUUACAACACAAAAUAUCGAUGUGGUAUUAGAUCAUCAUAAGUAUGGGGUCAGACCUUCAGGAGUUGUUUUUUACGUCGCACAGUCACCAAUGCACGGAAGGAUAGCAAUCGACUUAUCGUUACAGAGAAAUUCACCACAGUUUAACUAUGUCGAAACAGACGGCAAGACAAAACAAUUUUUUACACUUUUGGAUUUAUCUAGAGAUAAGGUGCGAUAUGUUCACGACGGCUCCGAAAACCAUCAAGAUGCUAUAGUAUUGGAUAUGGAGUUGACUCAAGAGACAAAAUUCACGUUACCCAGCUAUUUACAGGGCCGGAAUACUUUUGUUCUGCAUGUAAACGUAACGCCAGUCAACGACCCACCAGUUCUCAACUUACUGCCAGGAAAAGUGCUUAGGCUUACUCAGGGUACACGUAAAGUGAUCACUUCUGACAUACUGAAGGCAGAGGAUCCAGACACGCUUACAGAAGACUUAUUGUAUACCGUUUUACACGGAAAAAACGAAGCCAACAGUGGCCACAUCGAGAUGUCAGGACAGCCAGUUGACUCAUUCACGCAACAUGAUAUAGAUGCUGGACUGAUAUCAUAUGUACAUGGCACUAAUGGUGAAAAACAAUUGAACAAAACUUCACUAAGGCUUACUCUGCAGGUAUCUGAUGGCAUAGAGACCAGCGGUCCAGGUAUACUUCGCAUAUCGAUAGUACCGUUACAAGUCAGAUUAGUCAACAAUACCGGCUUGCAACUCGUUCACAAUUCUUAUGCAAUCAUAACAGCUGACAACCUGACUUUCGCUACUAAUGCAGACGAGACCAAUGUGCAAGUCAAAUACGAUAUAGUGAAGCCUCCACAAUUUGGUGUAGUAGAAAGGUUACGAGUACUGGAUGGAACGUGGCAAACUGUCGAUUCAUUUACAAGCGAAAUGGUGGCAUUCGGUGCUGUUAGAUAUAUGCAUUUACUUGGAAAUCCUAAUCAUGAUGAGUUUAAAUUUAAAGCAUCCGUUGGAUCUAUACGAACGAACACAUUAUACGAUUUUCGAUUAACAUUUAUCAAACUCGAACUAUAUCAAUCGAUUAACGAAGAGCUAGUGCUGAACAACACUAGAGAAGCGUUUAUAUCGGCGCAACAUCUACGAUUUAAAACAAAACCGUUAGCCUUAUCGAACGAUCGAAUUGUUUAUACGAUACUCCGACCACCGAAAUACGGCAUUCUUCAUUUGUCAUCCGGAAAACAUCAUUUACAAAUUCACAAUACGUUCACACAGCAAAACAUCGACGCUGAUCAAUUAUGGUAUCGUUUACAUAGACGUGCUUAUUCGCACAUACAAGAUGAGUUUCAUUUCGUCGUCGGAGCUACGGAAUGUGAAAAUAUCACUGGAGUUAUGAUGAUAAGGCACGUACCGAGCUCAAUUUCAUUCGAUCAUUCCCCGAAUCGAGUGCGCACGACUUUAGAAAGACUUCAAGUGUCAGAAGGUUCUAGAAUGGUCAUACCAGCAACGCAUUUGAACUUCAGAACCGAUGUAGUAACGAAUUUAAUAUUCAACAUCACUCAUUUACCGAAACACGGAAAGAUUGAAGUUAUAACGGAUAUGCUAAAGAUUCUUAGAGACAACACGACAUAUUUUACUUUAGAAGAAUUGAAUUCUGACAGAGUUUAUUACGCGCACGACAAUUCAGAAAGUCGACACGAUUCAUUCCACUUCAUGGCGUUGAGUCCAGAGCCCGAGGAUUUCCAAUAUGUUGGAGUAUUUCAUAUCGAUAUAAUUCUUAAAAACGACAACAGCCCAGUGCGAGUUAACAACAACACAUUUCACAUCGUACACGGCGGCGCUAGACUUAUUACAGCACGAGAUUUGAGUUACACCGAUGCAGAUUUGGACACAAAAUCUUCAGAUAUUGUUUACACUGUGCAGAGGUCACCGAAAGACCCACCCAACGGUGGUAUAUUUAGAGCUGAUAAUCCAUCGGAGCAAAUAGCGACGUUCACUCAAGACGAUAUUAAUAAAAAUUUGGUUUUGUUCAAACAUCAAGGCAAAGAGUACGGGAAGCUUGCGUUUUGGGUGUCGGACGGCAGGUACGAUGUUAACGGUAACUUGGAGAUACAAGCAUCACCGCCCUUUAUAAGAAUGUACCCAUCAAACGGAUCUAUCAUGGAGAAUGGGAAGGCUGUGGUCAUCACACCCAACGAUAUGCAGGUGGACACGAAUAUGAAUUGUUUAGAGGAGGACAUUCGUUAUGAGGUAACUUUGGAACCGAAGCAUGGCUCCAUAGAAGUGGGUGAAGGUCAAGGCGCUUACACUUUCACUCAGUUAGACAUAGCGGCUGGAAGAGUGGCCUACAGACACAGGGAACCCAAAACACCCUCCGAUCAGUUCAGAUUCAAAGUGAUGUGCCUUGACACAUGGGGCGAGGGAAUAUAUACGGUAAAGAUAUUUCCGUCGAGCUAUUGGGAACCGUUGAGGGUGCAAACUAACACACCGCUAUUUGUUGAGGAAUCUACAAGCGUUAAUAUCACCAAAGAUGUCUUGGAAAUUAUGCAUCCACAAAUCGAACCUUCAAACAUAAUUUACAAAGUUACAGAGGGUCCAAAUCAUGGAUGGCUCGAAAUCGCUUCGACUCUUGGAAGCUUAGAACCAGAAAAUCACAACGAGGAACCGAUCCACACCCGAGUGUUCGAUCAAUCGAUUAUAAACUCGAAUCGAUUAGUCUACGUGCAAUCUGGCGUCAAUCGCACUCGCGACCGAAUCAAAAUGGACGUCACGAACGGGAUUGUUUGGCUGCGUGAUAUAGAAAUGUCAAUAGUGAUAAUACCUGAACACUUUUACAUAAUGGCAUCGAAUUUAACUGUAGUUGAAGGUGAAUCGAUCAGCAUGAGGCCGGAAUUAUUCAAAACGAUUACAGAUUAUUAUAGGGGUAAAGUUGUAUCGUAUAAAGUCGUUGAGAAACCAAAGUACGGAAAAAUUAUGAUGGGAGAUCAGGAGUUGAACUUGUUGCCAGUUUUAAAAUUAAAUUCUGGUAAUAUUCAGUAUGUUAACGACGGUUCCGAAGAGUCAUCAGAUGCCGUCAAACUUGUCGCAUUAACUGAAAACAAUAAGGAAAGCGAACCGUUUUAUAUUCGUAUAACUAUAGUGGCCGUGAACGAUGAAACUCCUAUAGUAGCGGCCAAUACGGGACUCUGUGUUUGGGAGGGAGGCACAUUUACAUUCACCAGGAGUGAGCUUUAUGUCAACGAUAUCGAUACUCCUCUAGAGAAUGUGACGAUACGAGUUGUCGAUAUAGUGUCGGGGUACAUCGCUAUGAAGGAAAAUAUCGAGAGAGCGGUCGAUCACUUCACUCAGGCUGAUAUUGAUAAAGGAAAAGUCAUUUUUGUACACAAAAAUGGAACAAAAGGAAAGAUGAUAUUCAACGUGACUGACGGACUUCACGAACUCUCUAAAAUUACAUUCCUAAUCUCGACAAAAUCGGUUUCAAUAAAGCUUAUUAGAAAACAAAAUUUACGAGUAUUCCCCCUGAUGAGGGAACCGCUAACCAACAAUAUAUUGAUGUCUAAAUGUUCGGAUCCUUCCAGAAGCAUUUUGUAUAAAAUCGAAAGGGCACCAACUUUAGGUAGAUUGAUAAUGUUAAACGGGGAGAAUCGUCACAGAUCAAUAAAACAAUUCACUCAACACGAUCUGAACAAUUCUGUUGUGUAUUACGAACACACGCAUCCCUUUUCCGAUUUGUAUACAAACGAUUCAUUCGUAUUUACGGUUGAAACAGCACUGGCCAAGCCUCUGACCGAUCAAAUAUUUAAUAUCGAUAUAUCAGUGUCGUCCGGAGGACUGUCUAAAUACGUUUACAUACCGCAGAUAAAGGUUCAAGAAGGCGAUAAAGUACCGAUCAAAGUGAACGUUUCCAACGUUAUAUCUUAUUUAGAGACACAGGCCGGAUUGCGUCAACCGCAAAUAGAAGCUCAACUGUCGCAACCUUCGCACGGUGAACUAAAACCAUUGUGGCUGUCUUUGACUCAGUAUCAACUAGAAAAUGGUGUUGUGAACUACGAGCAUGACGAUUCGGACAGUUUGAAUGAUAAAAUUGAUAUGUCUCUGUACCUAUUGCCGGAUUACGUUUUGCUUUGUAACGUGACCGUACCGAUUCACAUAAUGCCGGUGAACGAUCAGCCUUUUAGAUUAUUGACGGACACACCCCAGAUACAGGUCGUUCAAGGCGAGAAUUAUACGAUAACGAAAAACGAUUUGCUCACCGAAGACGCGGAUACAAGUCCAUCGGGUAUAUUGUACGAUAUCAUUAGCGGCCCGACUCAAGGGAGGAUCGUGAUGAUCGACAGGAACCAGACCGUCGAUGAGGCGCAAUCGAUAAACAAGUUCACUCAAGACGAUAUAAACAGCGGUCGAAUUAUAUACGAGCAUUCCGGUAUAUUACAAACAGCCACGUUUUAUUUCAGAGUGUGGGACGGUCAGUUCAAGCCCACGUACACGGUAUUCACGAUAGACGUUGUACCGGUAAUACUGAACGCUACUUCGCUACAUCCGAUACAUUUACAACAGGGUUCAAACGUGGCGGCCAUCACUCCCGAACAGAUAUACGUAGAAACGAACGCGAGGAUUUCUAAAGUCUGGUACAACAUCACCCGUCCGCCGAUACACGGUCUGAUAUACGUCAGCAGCAAUCCCGUUACGUAUUUCACUCAUAAAGAAUUGAUCGAGAAAGUCGUUAUUUACAUGCAAAACGACAUGACGACGGCCAAUGAUAGUUUUGAGUUGAUCGCAUGCGUACAUAACAGUAAUGCAACGCCGCCGUUUGCAAUUGAGGUUGUAGUGCAACCUUUGAUGACGCUGAGUGAUUUGAGGGUAGAAAGCGAAAAAGUUAAGAUCACCCUUAACACAAUGGACGCGAGUAGCCUGGCUAAGCUGACAGUCAGCAAUCCGAUAUACACGUUACUUAAGAAACCUAAAUACGGCACUAUAAAGAAAAUAAUUAGGAGCUCCGGUGAGAAGACCAGUGCAAGGGAGCGAGAAAUAGCGUACUUCACGCACGAAGACCUCAAGGCGGGCGUCAUAUAUUUUGUUAUAAAGAAAAAACUAUCGGAUUUGAACGGCUUCGAAGACAGCUUCAGAUUUUUGUUAGCGACCACGUUAUUUCAGCCUGCGGCUGGUGAAGUUAAAAUAAUAAUUGGUAAUAGGCAGAAGAAGAAUUUGCCGGGCCCCAAUGAUCCGGAGAGUCACGAAGGAAUUCCAGUGGCGAAUACUGAAACCGCUUCAUACUACAUGAUGAUAUUAAUGGCGCUUCUUGGUACUGUGCUAGCGAUUGUAGUUAUAUUCGGUUUGAUAAAAUGUCGUCGUAUAUUGGCCCGCGACCAGAACGCCUUAGUAAAGAUACACGGGCAAAGUCAGGGAGCGGUCGCUCCUAUACCGCUGCCGAGGCCUCCUGACCACCUCAUGCCCUCACCGAGUCAAGGAACACCACCGAUUAAACGUUACGUAUCAUCAGAACAGUCGGUCCAUACUGGUGCCAGUACGCCUUUACCGUCUGGAGGUAGCGUCGCGUGUAAGGUUACACCGUUAGCUGACGCAGGACUACCGGACCUUAAUACUAGAUACCCUUACGGAGCUGAGGACCAUACUGACGCAGAAGACUGGAGCAGCUACGAGGCAAGCGAGUCUGCGUAUCCGAUCCGAGCGCCCGGUGUGGCACCUACGAACCCGAUGCUGAGACGCAACCAAUACUGGGUCUGACCCAAGCAUACCUGCACGCUGCCCGGGCCGCCCAGACCUGCUACUCUAAAAGCGAACGAAGAAAAAUGCGUACCACUGAGCCGCCGGCGACGCGUCGAAUUAGUUCCUACGCCUUUUCUACUAAGCAAUUACACGGUACCGCGUAAACAGAAAACUUGUGAAAUAACGGUUUAAAAAAACGACCGACUGAUAACACCAAUACGUCAUGCCUUAAGACACCAAAUCUCGAACCACGUUCCAGAACUAAUUUUAUCCAUUUUAUAUAUUAUACAAUUCAUUAAUUUACCAUGACUAAAUAGGAUCAAUUUUUUUUAUAUCGAAUAGGAAAUGUCACUGUAUAUUAAUUAAUAAACAUUAUUCAUUUUGAUGUAUGCGAAAAUAUUAGUACGAUGCUCAAAAUUUAUUAAGCAUCUCUAAAAAGUUUAGUAAUAAAAAGUCCGGGUUUAUUUUUCGGGACAUCAAAUUAUUUUAAUAGCGCUUCGUCUAUGGGUUUCUGCACACUCCUUGUACGACAGUCCAAAUACUUAAUAACAAUAAAAUAAUUUUGAGGGUCUCUUUGUUUAUUUAAUAAUCAAAAUAAUUUUUAUAAUGAGUUUCGUUUUCUGAGAUAUUUCGUUGCCUUGAAGAAUAAAAACAAUGAAAUCAAAUUAUUUACUUCACGCGGUAAAACGCCAUUAUAAUCCACGAUUAUAAACGUCAGGUGUCGAUGGUUUCAAAAAUCAUUAAAGUUUCUGAUAAUUCUCAAAACGCAGGACGUCGUAUGUAAGUAACGUAAAUUUCAUUAUUCCCUAAACUAGUGUUGUCGAAAGAUGAAUAUUUAUCGAUACUUCGCCUGAAUAAAUUUAAAUGUUAAAUGUAAUGUUUCACGUAAGAUAAAUAGCCAAUUAGUGCCAAAUUUUGAAGCAAUAAAACGUACAUAGGAAUUGAAGACAUUUAACGAUAUAAAACGUAAAACUGAAUUUUUUAUGAUAGUAUUUAUGAACUUCUUUCGACUUCUACAAAUUGUAAAGCUAAUAUGCGUUUUUGAUUGAAUACUUAGAUAUUAAAGAAAUAAGGACUAGAGAUAUGUACAGUUAUGGAAAAAAUAAUAUAGAUAUAGCAGAAUGGAAAUUUAAAAUGUUUUUUUAAUAGACUUACUCUCGAACGAAUUCCUAUUACGUAAUACCUCAGUAUUUAGAGUGCUCUUUGAUUGUAUUGCGGGUAAAUAAAAUAAUUUGAAUUUUUUUUUACAUAAAAUAGAAAUAAGUACUAUAUACAGUUUUAUUUAUAUAUAUAUUGAAUUAGAAUAUUUCGUUCUCGUCGACAUGUGCUCACGUGUACGAUCUUUUGGAGUAUGUAACUGUCUCCCUGAACUGGUUUAUCAAAGUUAUAAUUAUACAAAGGAUAACAGUUAUAUAUCGGCAUCAAAAUGUGAGAUUUACAAAACUAUGGAGGGUAGAGGUAAGGACUACCAUCUUGUAUAGGGGACAAGUCGAACAAGUGUUCCCCUGUAAACAGCAGGUUAUUGUUAGAAGACUCUAUGGAAAUAGUGCUAGUGUAGGAACUGGAAAUGAUAUGAAUAUAGCAGUUUUAAACAGAACGAAGUGUGAUAGUUUACGAGAGCUGUUUUUAAAAUCCUUCCAUUUGCUACAGUAGCGCCGCGCCACCUUGAUUGACUCCUUUUCAGUGGAUACUUUUUAAUUCACUGAAAUGGUUCUCCUUAUUUCAUCAUCAUCAUCAUCGCUCUCCUGCCCUUCUCCCAGAUCACCUGGGGUCGGCGCAACAUGUUUUCUCCUUCCACACUCCUCUAUCAUAUACCGUUUCUUCGCUCACUGCCCUCUUACACAUAUCGUCUUUCACGCAAUCGAACCAUUUCUUUUUAGGUCUCCUUCUCCUUAUUUCUACCCUCCAUAUAUAAAGCGAAUGGAAUAAUUGUUGACAUAGCGCUCACUUACUCCCAAUUCAGUAUUAGUGGCGGACAAUGUUCCGAGUCUGAAUAGAAUCCUCUGGCGUCUCUUGAGGACAUUGAUUUGUUCAAUAUUGAGGCGUAAAAGGCUAUUUGGUUUAAACGACGAUUUUUGUAUACAGGAGAGCCAUUUAAAGUUGAAAAUUUUGAGUCGUCGGCUAUUUGAAUGAAGUAAACUUAAUUGAAGUUCAAUUAAAAACAUCGAACUGUUGAUGUUAAUAUAUACAUAUAAAUAAAAUUGGAGUGUCUGUUUGUAAUAUUGAAAUAACCGCUUUUUACUACAUGCAUAUUAUGAAUAUAUCUACGGUACAUACACCAAAAUAACAUUUUUUACAAUUUUUGACGACACUCAUUGAUAGGUUGCUGAUGAUAUAAGGAGUAACUUAGGCUACUUUUUUAGACUAGCUUAGCCCCGCGAUGCUACCCGUGGUACCGAUAAUAACAGCGGGUAACAUCGCGGCCCUAAGCUAUCAAUAAUAAAAUUUAAUGUUUCCGAAGCGAAGCCAGAGCGGGUCGCUAUACUUAAACGCACCUUUACCAAUUACUUUGCAGUUGGUAAAUCUUGCUAAAAAAGCUAAAUUUCGCUUCAAUCAAAAAAACUCUCGAUAUGAGUAUUUCGUAUUACGUGCCCAUUCCCGAGUCCUUGUAAAUUUAAAGUCAAUCAUUCAUUCAUUCAAAUUCCAAAAUUCAAAAGUCAGUACUCCGUGAUCUCCAGGGAAAGCUGAAGAAAGCGCACACGUGAUAAAUGUAACACUCACCUAGCGUAUUAAGAAUUAUAUUACUUAGAAUCGUCAAAUGAUGCUCCCGAUAUUGGGAAUUGAACUAACGUCGCGGCCAAAGGUACGUUUAUUUUAAGAAUCGUGUUCCAUAAUGCACGCACACGCGUUAUAUAAUAAAAUACUAAGAACUGAAAAGAAAACUUAAUUAAACAAACAAUGUUUAAUAUUCGUUGGCGCGUAAACGCCAAGAAAACGUUGCCAACUAAAUAUAAUAAACCAAUAAAAAUAUAACCAAAAUUAUAUUAUUUGUUAGCGAUUAAAUUAAAUAUUAUUAACGUUAUAUUAUAUAAUAAAUACAUUUAUUAUCCUUUAUUAAUCGUUUAGUUGAAUUACGUAAUCGAUAUUAUUUACUUAUCGAUUUUUUUUUAUGUAAGUUGAUGUAAUUUUAUUAAUAUGUAAUUUUAGUGUUUGCAUAUAACAUUAAUUAAUAGUUAUAGAUAAGUUCUAUUUGAAACCGAACGUAAGCCAAAGAAUUUCUAAUUAUUUUGAUGGUACUUAAAAAUGUAGUACUUAAGCCAAAUAAUAAGGUAAACCCAAUGGAACUGAAUCUAUUUACGUUGUUACAACUAUGUUCACGUUAUAAUCGGGUAUUGAUUAUUGUAUUAAAACAAAAACCUUCCGCAUUUUAGUUGAAAAUAAUGUUAAUUCUAUUUAUCAAAUCUUUAUUCAUAUUACAAUGUGCCAAAUGAUGCAUUAGAUAAUUAAAUAAAUGUUGAUAUCGUAUAGAUAGCACAUUAGUUAAGUUUAAAAAAAAGGUUUAUUCCAAUGCAAUGAAAUUUGUGUCAAUAGCUGAAAGUUUACUCAUCAUUCUCCUGCUCUUCUCCCAGUCACGUGGGGUCGGCGCAACAUGUUUUCUCCUUCCAUAUUCCUCUAUCAUAUACCAUAUAUACAAUAGCUGAAAUUUUACUGCAAACUACAAUAUUACAAGAAAUCCGUGCGUAUCGCAAAGUAUUGUAAUAUUUAUUACCGUGCUCAAUGAUGCCUUUAUUCAUAUAUGAUACCCCUGUAGAUGCUAGUUGUAAUAUAAUGCCAAUUAAUCAUGAACCUCAAUGUCUACGAAAUAGAUCAUAAAACAACUUAGUCAAUUUCACAAGCGCUCUAAGCAUUUAUUAAAAGAUAAAUUUAGAAUAGUAAUAGUAAUAAUAAGCGAAUCCUUGAAUGUUUGUUAUACUGGAAUGUUUAAAUGACAAAUAAAAAGUAAUACACGAAUAGAAAGUCAUAUAAAUGAAUAGUUUAAUUAGGUAAUUAAAGCAAAAAAAAAUACAGUAAUUCUUUAAUGUUCUUGGUAACUUCAAUAGAUGUCGGACAGAAAUCGGUUUAAAUAUCUUUAUAGGUACCAAAUGUAUUGACGAAUGAUCACGCAAAACGAUGUGAUGAAGUGAUAUUACUAAAUUUAUAAAUGUUCGUAAAUAUUGCGUCUAAUGAUCAACCGGUAACGUCGUACUAUUUCUGCCGCGCGGUAGACGUAGUGCUUGAAGGGCCAAGAUCGGGACAUUUUCCGAAGAUUAUUUACAAUGUUACGUGCCGCCGUCUCGAAAUAAACUUUCUACAAAUUUAGUUCCCGGUCUAUGUUUCCGUUACGAUGUAGCUACAUACGUACACACAAUUCAUCAUAAAUAUAUUCGUCUCAAUUGAAAACUAGCGAAUCACGCUAAUAUUAAUUCGUAGAAUAUACAGACGCAGUGCACAACUAUGCACCGUUUGUAAGACGUGUUUCCGAUACACAGCCUUUGAUAUAAUGUUGUAGUAUUAACGGAAAUAUCAAUAAAUUUUGUGUUGAUUAUUUAGAAAAAAAAAUGUAGUUCAGAAAUUAUCGUCGUGAUCAGACCAGGGAUGUGCGCUACUGGCCAUAUGGCCUGCUCCAAAAUGAAAACACUAAGCCGACUACCAAAUUUUAAAUAAAAAAAAAACAUCUUGGCUGUCGUCGGCGCAUUAUUAGGAUAAAUUAAUUAUAUUACACUGCCAUCGAUAUGUGUGACAAUUUUCAAAUUAUUCAGACUUAUUACAGUUUUUAUACAUGGAUAAAUAGAUAAAGCUAAAAAAGGCGUCUUUGAAAACAGUUAUAAAAUAAUUGCUUCAGUUCGAAAUGGUGACAAGUUUGAGUUAAUUUAGAAAAAUCAAAUAAGUAUGAGAACUAGUUCCAUUCAUUGUAAUCCCCGAGCUCGAAAUAGAAACAGUAAUAUAAUUAAACUCUACAGUAAAUAGGUCCUGAGUAAUUUAAUUUCUCUAUGAUGUCGUUUGAACGUGUUUCUGUUUGGCUAUUCUUUGUAACUGAAGUACUGAUACGAUGUUUAAGUGCACUGACUCCAUGUCGAGAAUAAUAAAGGUACGGUGCAAUUGAGACUUCGAACUCAUGUCCGCUUACUCCCUCAUCUAUCUGCACAAAAUAAAAACCCUAGAAACAGAACCACCGAUUUGAUGAAAAUUUUGUACUUUUAAAUGUGAUUAAAAUUAUGUAUGUAUGUUAGUAUUUAUUUUUAAAUCUCAACUAUUUAUCGCGUUAAUCUGAUAUAUGACAAUAAAUCACAUUUUUUCACAAUCAACCGAGGUUCCAUUUAAUUUGUGCAAUCAUAAUACAUAUUUUAUACAAUGUCGUUCUGAAAUUUUAAUUUAUUUUGAUAUAAUUUAAUUAAAUGCAUAAUAAAGCAACAGAGAGGUUCGUGUCGGUAAUGAAUCAUAACGAAAUUCAGUACAGUUUAAAACUUACUCUUUAACUAAUAGUUACAUGCAUCUGAUGAACUCUUACCGUGUUUAAGGUCGCUUCACAUACAUCGCGAUCGCGCGACGGAUCCAAAUUGAAAGAGAAUAUUUUAGUUCAUUAUUUAUCGACUAUUUUAAAAUAAUAAAAUGACUGGUAUUGGUUUCUUUAAAUAAUUGAAAAAUAAUUUUGACACAUAAUAAUUAUUUAGGCACCACGAUUUGGGGUAGCGAAAGGUAAAUCUUUUUUAUUUUUGUUUUAUAAACUGAAUUUCGUAUACACCUAGAAAUUACUAUAUUUAACUUAUUCUUAUAAAUGAGUCGUCUAUUAUCAAAGGUGGCAAUCUGUACAUUUGGACAAAAAAAAUGUUAUUGAUAUGUCAAUACAGAUUGAUUUGAAUAUAAUCGUCUCCUUCAAAGAAUACGGUUCAAAACCUGCAUUAAAUAAAGGUUAAUAGUUAACCUGUUAUUUAUCUAAGAUGUCGUUCCGAAGAGUUUUGGGACUGCCAAUGGAAUACAAAGUCAAUAAUUCGUUUUUCUGAUUUACCAAUCAUUGUCCAAAAGUCAGAUUGCCGCCUUUGAUAAUAGUCGACUCAAAUGCAACUGUAACGCGCCUGUUUUCAUUUUAAGAAAUAAUUAAAAUGUUACUGUUUGGUUGUUUAUACAUGUACAUAAUAACCUUGUAUGUGAAAAGACCUUUAUUUAAUUAAUACAGGUAUAUUAUAGAACUUUUGUUGAUUUUUUUUUGCAUUACAAUAUUCAUUAUAAAAUAAACUGUAAAAUUAAUUGCAUUCUGUAUGAAAACCGAAUUCCUACAUAAAUAAAUGUUCGGUGUAAUUAAUAUAUUAGAAACAGUAGAGAAUAGUCUGUGGUGCAGUUUAAGAAUUAAUUUUAUGUAUUGAAAGAUUUACUUUAUUCAAUAGUUUAAAUAUAUUAGUUGAAUAGUUAUUUGUAGCAUGCAAGGUAUUUCUGAGUGAACAAGACGUUUUGUGCCAUACAAGAAAUGUACUAUGAGAUGUUACGUUUCGAGUCGAGACGAAUAACUUUCAUGUGGAUAGCAUGGUUUUAUAAAUAAAGAAUGUAACUAUUA
Molecule: messenger RNA, 13902 nt
Organism: Bombyx mori (domestic silkworm)
Lineage: Eukaryota; Metazoa; Arthropoda; Insecta; Lepidoptera; Bombycidae
Gene: kon
Product: chondroitin sulfate proteoglycan 4
Exons: 25
Coding region: 330-7391 (2353 amino acids)
Biological process (GO): anatomical structure morphogenesis
Source: RefSeq, a predicted model, not a curated record